GACAUAAACGUUUCAAGUGUCAGGUUUUUUUCUCCGUAUAAAUGUUUAUAUAAAAACGAAUAUUUUGCAUGAUGUCGACACCUCCGCUCAAGUCCCACACCAAAUUCCACUUCUGGUCCACGCCCAACAACUACGCGCUGGCGCUGAUUUGCUGGAGUAAUACAUUGGGCAACGCGCGCAAAUACCCCGCCCUCUUUCAGAAGUAUGGACACAUGCAAGUGCUCCUCCCUUACUCGGUAGUAACCGCAUUUCUCAUCAUACCGUUUGUCUACGCGGAGCUCAUCAUUGGUCAGUACACCAACAAUGGUUUUGUUAAUAUGUGGCGAAUGGCACCGAUUGUACGAGGUCUGGUCUGGUCAAUGGCGACCAUCACCUUCUUCGCUGCACACUACUCACUCUUCAAUACAAUGCACGCAAGUUAUUACCUGCUGAAAUCAUUCGAAACAAUCCUACCAUGGUCACGAUGUGAUCCAUCAUGGGCGACCGAAGCCUGCGUAAACUUCCAAUCAUACCCGGAGCAAAACAUGACAAAUACACAAAAUAGCGUUGAGCAUUUCUACAGGAAUUUUGUUCUAAGUGAAAAUGCGAUGAGUUUUUCGGAAGUUAAUAUGAGAUUGUUUCUCUUUCUCUUGGCGACGCUCAUAAUCGUAGGAGUGUGUUUGGUUGAGCGAAUCAGGACCAUUGAAAAACUACAAACCUGCAUCACAUUAACGCCGAUUAUCCUAUUGAUAUCACUUACAGUCGCCGCGCUGUUAAAUCAAACAAGUAUCAUUGGUAUUUCGGCAUUCGUGCAGCCAGAUUUCGAAAUGUUAAUGGACUAUCGCAUGUGGGUGGAUGUCGUGAACAACGCAAUGACAAAUGUUGGUCUCGGCAUGGGUGGAUUAAUCUGCAUCUCCGCGCAUGGACAUUUCCGAAGCAAUAUUUAUACAUUUGCAGCGCUAACACCGCUGUGCAACAUGUUGACGGACAUUCUCUUUACACUUUUUGUGUAUUCUAACCUUUCUUCGGAAGCGAUGAACAAAAAUAUCACAAUGGACGCCAUUUUUGAACAAAACGUCUCACUACUCUUUGUGAAACUACCGCUAGCGCUACUCGAAUGGCCGUCGUAUCAACAACUGUGGUCAAUUGUAUAUUUUCUAUAUCUGUACAUCACGGGAAUGAGGUAUUUACUCUUCCUAUUGUUUACCUUAACCUCAGCGUUUCACGAAACCUUUCAUUGUGUCUACCAACUGCGAAGAUUCUCCAUCGCCAUGUUGUGCUUCAUGAUCAUCUUUGUAAUGCCGCUGUACAUUUCACCGAUAGGAUACUCAAUGUUUGUAGAAAUGGAGAACUUUUGUUCAUCAACAUUUCUAACAUUUAUAGUUACAAUUGAAGCGAUUGGAAUAUUCUACAUCUAUAACGCAAGAAAUCUCCUCGUUGACGUUCACUUUAUGCUCAACAAGAAAAUGACCCACCUGCAGUACUUAUUCUAUUUGAUACCGGCGCUUCUCUGCUCGGUGACAAUCGUCAAUUUUUAUCGCUGGGCGUGGGCAUCGCGAGAUUACAAAACUUUCUGGAUUUUCAUCAUUCAAUGCGUAAUUCUCGGACUGAUGAUUGUUUUCUUCAUUUCGCACUUGCUCACCCACAUUAUGACAAAUUGGGGGAAAAAUUACAAGUUAAUCUUGGCACCAGCCGAAAAUUGGGGGUGUAGUAAUGAAGAAACACGCAAAAGUCGAGAGUUUUUUAAAAGUGAGACUACUGAUGCACGAUUUGCAUACCGGCAAGAAUUGUACGAGAGGACAAUUUCCGCAAUGACUUAAUCUUUCUAUACGCACAUAAAAAUCAUGCAAAACAAUAAAAUUUUUAGUUUUAA
Dalotia coriaria is the source of this 1852-nucleotide messenger RNA. RefSeq names its product sodium- and chloride-dependent neutral and basic amino acid transporter B(0+)-like. Gene Ontology annotation, biological process: sodium ion transmembrane transport. Gene Ontology annotation, cellular component: plasma membrane. The transcript has a single exon. The record is from RefSeq and is a predicted model, not a curated record. Lineage: Eukaryota; Metazoa; Arthropoda; Insecta; Coleoptera; Staphylinidae. Bases 69 to 1799 code for a protein of 576 amino acids.